Sinocyclocheilus rhinocerous is the source of this 1575-nucleotide messenger RNA. RefSeq names its product MAPK regulated corepressor interacting protein 1. NCBI's taxonomy places the organism in Eukaryota, Metazoa, Chordata, Actinopteri, Cypriniformes, Cyprinidae. The record is from RefSeq and is a predicted model, not a curated record. The transcript has 5 exons. Bases 173 to 466 code for a protein of 97 amino acids.
GUUCGGCUGAACCGGAAAUAAUUAGUUGGCAUUAGCAACGUUUCGGCCGAGCCAGGCCUGAAUACAGAGAUAGCUGAGGAAAUAGAAACAAACAGACAGAAAACACUGAAGAACAGGCAAACAUUCCUGUUGAGCCUCAUACUGAGAUUGUGAGGCAAGUGACUAUAACAGAAUGACAAGCUCCUCUACCCCUAGAAUGCACACGUACAAGAGGACUUCCAGCCCUCGAUCACCAACGAAUACAGGAGAGCUUUUCACACCAGCACAUGAAGAAAAUGUGCGCUUCAUCCAUGACACUUGGCUUUGUGUUUUGAGAGACAUUAAAUCCCCACAAAAUAGUGAACGUAAUGAUCGCGGACCACAGGAGUAUGUGGAGAAAAACCCAAAUCCCAACCUACAUUCUUUUAUACCAGUGGACCUGAGUGACCUUAAGAAGCGGAACACACAAGACUCCAAGAAGUCUUAGACCGUUCCCUCUAUUUCUGAUCCAGCCGGGGGGGUUUUUUGUCCUCCCUUUUACAUUUGGGACCUUUUUACUCUAUCAGUCUUCUGUUGGCCAACAAAUAAGAUUUGGCCACCUUAGUCCAGAAAGCUUCUCUCUUCUCUGCCUCAUGGACCUGUGAUCUGCACAUCUAUUUAUGCGUUACAUUUUCAAGAGCCGUUUGAGUGGCCAUUCCCUGUUUUUCAUGUUCAUCCGGGCUCUUUUUUUAUAUAUAUAUAUAUUUUUUUUUUUCUGUCUUUUUUUGCAGAUGGGAAAAUAACAAAGACCUGUUUCAGGAUUUUUUUUCUUUCUUUCUUGGGUUUAGAUUUUUCUUCAUUUUUUGAUGUGGAGAUGACAAAUGGGGAAGGUAAAGGACAGUGAUGCUUAAACUGUUGGACAGACUCUACACAAACUUUCCCAAAAAGGGGACGCAGUCCUGGAAUUUACUCCUUUUUCGAAACGCGAUUCAUCACCCGCCGGGGAGCGACUGACUGUUCAGUUAGUUUCAUAGAUUGAUUGAUUCAUAGAAGAAUUUAGCGAGUUUUGUCUGGUAGGACAGGUAAGUUUGGCUCGGCAGAUAUUUUUAGUAAACGUACCUCCAUUUUUAACUAUGAAUUGAUACCGUCAAGAACUUUAAGUAGACUUCCAAAUCUUUCGUUCCCAGCCUUUAAAAUAAAAUUAAAAUAAAGAUUACUUUUAUGUUAUCUCAGACUCUCUGCAUUGCAUUUAUCAUGUUGUCUAUGAGGUUGCCUGUAUGUUUUUUUUUUGUAUGUGUACUCUUAAAAUUUAACAACGGGAAUGUUUAGCAGAUAAAUGCAUUUAAAGUUAAAACCCUUCUUUUCUGGAAAUGGUUCGGAAUUUUGGAGGGUGCUGUGAAAGUGAGGAAAAACUGAACAUUCCGUUUUAGAGAAGAGUUCCGGUAAGUGAUCAUAUCAUGAUCCCAUUCUCACUGCUCUGUAGGCUUUUUGAGAUGAUAUGAUUUAUAUAAACACAAGUCCUUCUCAAAAGCCCUUAUUAAACACAUCACAAGCUUCUAAUGUAUGUUUAUGUUUUUCAAAAAUGCUGCGUAUUUAUGGCGGGUACGUAUUUAUAAG